UGACAGGAUCCCGGAGAACCAACCAGCGUCGCCGCGGUCACCUGUAAUGAAGUCUCAGAUCUCAGAACUCAGAGUCGCCCCGAUCUAAGAUGGGGGCGAUGGUUCCGCUCACGCUGCUCCUGCUGCUGGCGGCCGCCCCGGCCCCGAUCCAGACCCGCGGGGGCUCGCACUCCAUGCUGUAUUUCCACACCGCCGUGUCCCGGCCCGGACUCGGGGAGCCCCGGUUUAUUAUCGUCGGCUACAUGGACGACACGGAGUUCGUGCGCUAUGACAGCGACGCGGAGACUCCAAGGAUGGAGCCGCGGGCGCCGUGGAUGGAGCAGGAGGGGCCGGAGUAUUGGAAGAGGGAGACAGGGAAAGUCAAAGGUCAUGAGCAGAAUUUCCGAGUGAACCUGAGGACUCUGCUAGGCUACUACAACCAGAGCGAGGGCGGCUCUCACACCAUCCAGUGGAUGUCCGGCUGUGUCACGGGGUCCGACGGGCGCCUCCUCCGCGGGUAUGAACAGUACGCCUACGAUGGCCGCGAUUACCUCGUCCUGAACGACGACUUGACAACGUGGUUGGCGUCGGACACGGCGGCGCAGAUCACCCGGAGGAAGUGGGAGCAGGCCGGUGCUGCAGACGGACAGAAGGCCUACCUGGAGGGCGCAUGCUUGCGUUGGCUGCGCAGAUACCUGGAGAACGGAAAGGACACGCUGCUGCGCACAGAUCCCCCAAAGGCACAUGUGACCCAUCAUCCUGGACCUAAAGGUGAUGUCACCCUGAGGUGCUGGGCCCUGAGCUUCUACCCAGCCUUCAUCACUCUAACCUGGCAGAAGGAGGAGGAAGAACAGACUCAGGACAUGGAGUUGGUGGAGACCAGACCUUCUGGAGAUGGAACCUUCCAGAAGUGGGCAUCUCUGAUGGUGCCUUCUGGGGAGGAGCACAAAUACACAUGCCAUGUGCACCAUGGGGGGCUGCCUGAGCCCCUCACCCUGAGAUGGGAGCCUCGUCAGUCAAUGGUUCUCAUCAUGGCAGUCAUUGCUGGACUGGUUCUCCUUGGAGCUAUGGUCAUUGAAGCUGUGGUGGCUGUUGUGAGGAAAAGGAGAAACACAGGUGGAAAAGGAGGGGAAUAUGCUCUGGCUCCAGGUAAGUGUGGGGGAACAGGAUUGACCCUGAGGCUCUUGAGGUGAAGCUGGAGGUGUUGGGAAGCUCUGGAAAUUCUUAUCUUCUCCAGUGAAAUAUUCUGGGGGCCUUGUUUGUACCUUGUUAUGAAUGUAUAUAUUCAUUUACUCUAGGCAUGGAUUGUGCCUACGUAGUAUCUGAUAUGUCUCUCCCAGAUUAUGAAGUGACAUUCUUAGACCUGACUUGGGGAGGGGCAAAGUGGAUAUGAUUGGGUUUCUAGGGACUCUCAAAUCACCUUUCAGUGAGUGGUGAGUUGUUGAGAUGUUGUCUUCACAGUGAUUGUUCAUGACUCUGUAGCGUGAAGACGGCUGCCUGCCCUGAUGCAGUGACAGAAGAUGUAUUCAGGCCCCUCCUCUGACAUCAAGAGCCUCUCAGCUCUCUUUAGGCAACAGUGCCUAAUGUUUCCAAUAAUUUUAUGGGCUAAAUGUAAAGAAGGGAGGAACCCACCUCACCCCUGCACACCAGGACUGGUGGCCCUGUCAGAGGAGCAGCAGGUGGCAAUUGAAGUUCAGGAUGUCUGCCCACCAGGAGCAAACUCCCUGAUGCUGAUUCUCUGGAUAAGCAAGGGGCCAGGACCACAGGCUCCAGAAUGUCUUUCCGGUUCUGCUGUGCCUUCGCAGGUUUGCAGCUGCCAUCUUUCUCUGGUGUGUGGCAUGGUGAGAAUGGGUGUGGGGAGAUCCCCACUGCCUGUAGUGUGGUGUGUUUAUCUCAUGGGAGCAUCCCGCUCUACGAGGCGGUGUUACCUGUGGACUAUCAUGAAGGUGAUUCCUUCCUAAGCUGUGCUGUCUGACUGAUAAUCAUGUUUGAUGAUAAAAUAUAAACAAGGAAGUGUCACAGCUGGAACACAGGAGCUUCUAUUGCUGAGCCAUAUAGACUGUGGCUUAGGUUAAUGAUUAAGAAACUACACUGAGUCCCAGUAGCCCAGCUAGUUUAGAAUUUAUCUUUAAUCUCCGUGUUGGGAGAUGUGUUCACAGGUGUCAGAGUACUUCACUGCUGAAA
Messenger RNA from Myodes glareolus (Bank vole), 2163 nucleotides. Lineage: Eukaryota; Metazoa; Chordata; Mammalia; Rodentia; Cricetidae. The record is from RefSeq and is a predicted model, not a curated record.